Tripterygium wilfordii is the source of this 1677-nucleotide messenger RNA. RefSeq names its product myb-like protein X. The record is from RefSeq and is a predicted model, not a curated record. Lineage: Eukaryota; Viridiplantae; Streptophyta; Magnoliopsida; Celastrales; Celastraceae. The coding region runs from base 16 to 1452 and encodes 478 amino acids. The transcript is spliced from 4 exons.
CCCAAAUAGCUAUAAAUGCAUAUUCUACACAGCUCCAUUUCUCAUUUAUAUUAUUUUCUUCAUAUAUCUGUUUGUCUUGAGCCAUACAGACUCCUCUGGAGUUUCAAGAAUAGUGAAGGCUUCAUUUUGGAGAAAUUUAGGUGGUUCAUCGUUUUCAAAGGAAAUUUGAGCUUAAGUGAGAAAGCGUUGAUAUUGCAAUUUCGACGUGUUGCAACAACUCAUGACAUGGAAGACAAAUCUGAAUAUGUUAUGGUCGAAGAAGAAAAACCCAAAAAAGAAGAGUUACAUGUCAAAGUUCAGACAAAGGAUAUACAAGUUGCUGGUGAGAAGGAAAAUAAGUUAGAGAUAGAAUUUGAAGAGAGAACCAAAUCAGUGGAGAAAAAAAAGCUGAAAGGUGAUGAGAACAAGGUCGAUAAGCAUAAGGAGAAGGAGGGGGGGGAAUCCAAGAAAAAGGAGAAAGAGAAGGAAGAUAAAGAGGUAAAGUUGAAGGUAAAGGAGAAAGAAAGCAAGGAGGAGAAUGAAGAUGAGCAUAAGGAGAAAAAGAAAGAGAAGAAAGGAAAGAAGGAGAAGGAGAAGAGUAAGAAAGAUGAUGGGGACUCAGGGGAGAAAGAGGGGAUGAUGACAGAGGUGAAGGACAAGGGGAAAGCAGAGAAGAAGAAAAAAGAUAAGGAGAAGAAAGUGAAGAAGCAAAAUGAAGGGGAUGAGAAAGUAGAAGAUGAAGAGAAAGAGCAAAAGAAGAAAGACAAAGAGGAGAAAGGGCAGAAGCACAAUGAAUUGGAUGAGGAACUAGAGGAUGAAGAGAAAGAGAAAAGGGACAAUAAGAGAGGAGAGAAGAAAGACAAAAGGCACAGUGAUGAAGUGGGUGUGGGAGAAAGAGAAGAGGAGGAAGUAGAGAAGAGAAAGAAGAAAGACAAGGAGGACAAUAAGAAACAGAAGGAUGAUGCCAACGAGACAGCAGGUAAGGAAGGAGGAAAAGAGAAAUCAGAGAAGAAGAGUGACGAUAAAGAUAAGGAGACGAAGAAAAAGGAGGAGGAGAAGAAAGAAAAGAAGCAGAAGAAUGAGGAGGGAGAUGAGGAUGGAGAAGAGAAAAAGAACAAGAACAAGAAAGAGAAAGUAGAUAAGAAGAACGGGAAGAAAGAAAAGGUGGACAAGGAGAAGAAGAAACUUGAUGAAGCGGAUGAGCCAACAUGCGACGUUGGAGUUACCUCUAGGGAUAUUGUAAUUGAAGAAGGGGAGGAGAAGCAGAAGGAUGAGUUAAAUGAAGCUAAAGACAAGAAGAAAGAAAAAGACAAGAAGAAGGGUGAGAAGAAGGAUAAGGGCAAGGAUAUUGGUAAGCUGAAAAAGAAUUUGGAAAAGAUUAAUGGGAAAAUAGAAGCUCUCCUUGAGGAAAAGGUAGAUAUCAUGAGGCAAAUCAAAGAAGCUGAGGCUGCUGGUUGUGUUGUUGCUGAGUAGGAAAAUGGGUUUUUGCAGGCUGAUAUGUCAGAUGGCAUAGCAUGUUAGCUUUCUUACUCUUGACAUUUCUUUUGUCUAUUUUGCAAUACUAUGUUCAUAUAAAUGUUCUUUCUUUUUGUGUCUUAUGAAGAAACUGAUUAUAUGAAGAGAAAUCUUUGUAUAAGUGUAAUGGCAGGUUUUGUUGUGGGUUCAACUUCUAUAAAUAAAAAAAUUUCCUAUUUUACC